UUCGCCCUAACAAAAGCGUGCUACAGACGGAAAUCAAAUUCCCGGGUUCGAAGAAAUUCUCCUGCCAUCUAGCCAGCCAUGGAAUACGAUUACAGGAACAGAACAGGAUCUCCUUACGAUACACAAUUGCCGCCGAUGUACGGCAGACCAGCAACUGGCGCUCCACAUCCACAUCCACAUCCACAUCCACAUCCCAUGUACGGUCAACAAGCUCCCGGACUAUAUCCUAGGGUUGGUCAACCCUCCGGCGGCGGCCGUAACCCUCCUAUUCAUCACACCUCUUCUCCGUCUUCCAACACUGGAAUUGGCAUCAGAGUUGCUAUUAAACCUGAAUAUCGGAUUACACCUCCGCCUCCGCUGUCAACACAAGUGGGAGACAUUCCUCGGAGCACAUUCAACUUUGAUUUUGACUUUGAGAAAAAGAUUCUGGCCGAAGCAGAAAAGGAAAGCCAGAACUGGAGCAGGCUAGGGCUGGAAAAUCUUCCAUCUAGAUUGCCAGAACAAACUAACACGGGAUCCACUGGAGAUUCUGUUAUAAACAAAUACACUUCAUUUGGUUUCAACAGAGAGGCUGUGGCCAUAGCGGUUGCAAAUUAUGGAGACAACCCGAUCAAGGUCAAGGAAUUUGCCGAGAGAUAUACUCGCUUGAAAGAAGAGAUGGGAUUCUCACCAAACAGUGUUGCAGAUGCCUUACUAUUGAAUGACAACGAUACAGACAAGGCGAUAUCUCAUUUGAUUGGCAAUUCAUCAUAAUAGUUUUUAUGAUCACGUCUUCUGUAAAAAUAAAAUAAAUUUUUUGAGAAUGUAAUGAAGGUGUCAGUACAUUAUAAUGUCAUUGUAAAUGUAUUUUAUGCUUGUGCAGAUAGAUAUUUUCUGAUAAGUCCUAUUAACUUUAGAUAAGUGAUGUUUGGCAUUGAUAUGAUA
Molecule: messenger RNA, 924 nt
Organism: Nicotiana tabacum (common tobacco)
Lineage: Eukaryota; Viridiplantae; Streptophyta; Magnoliopsida; Solanales; Solanaceae
Biological process (GO): ubiquitin-dependent protein catabolic process via the multivesicular body sorting pathway
Cellular component (GO): ESCRT I complex
Molecular function (GO): ubiquitin binding
Source: RefSeq, a predicted model, not a curated record